ACACUUAGGGUGGCAGGAUUUUUGAGUUAGAAGACAUGGAUAUAUCAGCUCCACCGUUGAUGGUUGAUGGUUUUAUAUUAAGCGAAAAUAACAAAUAAUUAUUUGCGCUUGUACAAAUUAUAAUCAAUAUCUAGUGUGCAUUAAACUUCUAAAUUAAUUAAACAAACAGGAGUAACUGGUUACAGAAAAUAUCGGCUACUAAACAGUUUCAUGCUAGUGUUAGCCUAGUAAUAUGUAAAGGAACAUGCUGAGCUCGUAAUAACGCGUUCUUGUUGUCUGGGAAACUCAGUGUAAAGCGUUAUUGGCUGCUGGGUGCGCACCGUCUGCGCUCCGCCAUUUUGGUUCAGGGGUUUUCUGUUUUUGUUGUAAAAAAAAAAAAAAAAAAAGAGAGAGAGAGAGAGAGAGAGAGAGAGGAGCCGCCGAACUGAAGCUGCAGCUGAAGGCCUGAAUCAGGAAACGGCGACAGACCCGGAGACAGUAAGCCAUGGCCAACAUCGCAGUGCAGAGAAUCAAGCGAGAGUUCAAAGAGGUGCUAAAGAGCGAGGAGACGAGCAAGAACCAGAUCAAAGUCGAUCUUGUAGAUGAGAAUUUCACAGAAUUGAGAGGGGAAAUUGCAGGACCUCCUGACACGCCCUAUGAAGGAGGAAGAUAUCAAUUAGAAAUAAAAAUUCCAGAAACAUAUCCCUUUAAUCCUCCAAAGGUUCGGUUUAUUUCAAAAAUAUGGCAUCCCAACAUCAGCUCAGUUACCGGUGCAAUUUGCUUGGAUAUUCUAAAAGAUCAGUGGGCGGCGGCAAUGACCCUUAGAACAGUGUUAUUAUCAUUACAAGCCUUGUUGGCAGCGGCAGAACCAGAUGACCCACAGGAUGCGGUGGUGGCAAAUCAGUACAAGCAAAAUCCAGAAAUGUUUAAACAGACAGCUCGACUCUGGGCGCACGUGUACGCCGGGGCACCCGUUUCCAGUACCGAAUACACACGAAAAAUAGAUAAAUUGUGUGCAAUGGGCUUUGAUAAAAAUGCAGUAAUAGUGGCCUUGUCUUCAAAAUCUUGGGAUGUAGAAACUGCGACAGAACUUCUUCUGAGUAACUGAGGAGUUGUGAAGUCUGCUUCCACAGGCCAGCUUGCCCCUUCCUUGAACAGCACCAUCUUCCAUUUUUCUUUUAGGAUUACACCAAGGUUCCCUUUUAAAAUGGCACUCUGUUACCUGAUAAAGCUAUCUAUAUGCUACUGGAGACUGGAAACGAAAUGCUCUGUAAAUAAAGCUGUUGAAGUCUGUGUAAAUUAAAAAUGGGGAAAUACUUUAAUUUUUUCUUACUAAAUAUUGUAAAGAAUCACUAUAAAUUUGAGCUUUUUUUUUGGUUUAUGGAUAAUGUAACAUGCUUUUUAAACAAAUGUGUUUUGAAUGUGUCAUGGCUGUUACACCUCUUCUAUGAUGUGGUAGCUGUUAUCUUAGUGUUAUCAAAGUGGAUCUUAAAUUCUAAGGUAAGCUCUGUAUAACUGUAGUGGUUUUAAUUUGAUCCUGAUAGGGAUUAAAUAUUGGAUUGUUUUUGAAGUAUAUUAUUCUCUGGCAGCCUUUUAAUAAUUAAAAAAACAAACAAACAAAAAAAAAAAAACUUGAUUUAAAAGCUUUUAGUGGCAAGCUGCUCAGUUGAUCUCAUUCAUAUAUAUUUAUAUACACACACCCACACACACAGUAAAAUCCUGUUAAAACGAACUCUGAUUAAACAAAUUUCCUGAUACUAUGAAUUUUCUACAUGAUCCAGGACAAAUUUAACAGCUGCUUCUUGUAAAUUACUUAAUACGAAUUCACUUGACAGGAAUUUCCUGUUUGAGUCCCCCAUGGAAGAAAAAUUGAAAUAAAAUUAAGCGUCCUAGUUCAAACAGCUAUGUGUAAAGGAUAUAGGGAAAUGUAUUAACGUGCAUAAGCACCUGUACUGUAUUUUAAUGCUGUGUUAGAACUACUGAUCCUGUAAUGCAUUUCGAGUUGCUUCAUGCAUCAAUGCCAUUUCAAUGAAGCAAUACAUAAAAUGGGCAUUAUCCUUUCAGACAAAAGUGGAGGUGCUGAAAGCGAUGGAUAAUACACAACCAUACAAGAAAAAUGAAAGAUCUUGCUGCAGAUUAACAUUCCCACCACCAUGUUAACCAUUCUGAAAAUCUGGGGUACCGGAAUACAGGCCUAUGAAGAGCAAACUGGAUGCAAGUCGUCAGCUUUUCUGAUGUGCUCAAUACCCUGAUGUUGAGGACGUCUUGCUUUUGUGGUUUAAAAAUGCCAGUGAUCACAAUGGGAUAUGCAGAUUUCAAGUGACGUUCACUUGCACUGUAUACCUUAAAAAACUUGAGUUAAAACUGAAUAAAAUGCACAAUAUUUUUAAAUGUAAUACUUUUCAUUAUAGUGCAAUUGAAAAUUGAGUUCAGUGUAUCUGUAUGCAUUUGGCUUAGACUCGAUAAGAAUUACUGAUGACCAUUUUUUUGCUGGUCCCUUAUAAUUUGUACACACACACACACACACCCUCCCCAGGUCAACUGAGCAGCAAGGGAAGCAUCUUGGUGCAGCUCAGUACUGAACUUUGAACUUCAGUAUAAACUUGAGCUGCAGAGACAUUUCCCUUGCUUCUAUAAAUAAGAAGAGUAGUUUCUAUUUGAUACAGUUUGCUCUAUUGCAUGACAUUGGCUUUCAUUGAGCCUUUUUUGCCGUCAUAUUAAGAAAAAUGUCUUUAGCUGUAUCUGGGUCAUAAAACCACUACAUCUUACACUGGUUUGAAAAUGUUAAAUACCCUGUUUAAGGUUUUCAAAAGGCCUGCACCAUGGAGUUACUGGCUUUUUAAAACUGCUAUAGAUAAUUAAGAAUGCAAUUCAUUACCAAUAUUGAAUCGCUAACCAGGCACACAUAGAUAUGCCAAGCAUGUAUUUAUGAUGCAGCACUUUUUCAAAUGCCCUUAUAUGUGUGUUCUUUUGUUGCCAAGUGGUGCUGUAAAGCAGUGGGUUGUCAGAACUUGUUCUCAAAUGUCCAUAACAGUUCAGGUUUGGUUAUAAUUCUCUCUCUCUCUCGAAAUAUACACAAUCACACGUAUUGCUGUUAACUUAAGUCUGAGACGGCUGUCUUACAUACACUUUAAAGCCAUAUUUUAAACAUGUUUAGUUCAAGGGUGAAAUAAAAACCUGGUCUGCUUUUGGGUACUUGAGGAUGAGGCAUGACAAUCACUGUUGUAAAGCAAUUAUCUGUUAAUGCCUUUUCUCUGUAAAUAAUUCAAUAGAAAUGUUGGUUCUAGCUAGAAAGACACCAAACUUCAUCAGCGCUUCCAGUUUACUGCAUUAACAGGAUGGAGAAAGCAGAAAUGCAACUUUUAUUACCCUAUAUUCUUAUGAUACAAAUUCGAAGUACACAGUUGUCUUAUCAAAAAAGAGGGGUAAUCUCAAAUCUCAUUUUAAAGUUUUAAAAAAAAUCCUGUCAGACACCUGUGUUUUUAAAAUACAUUUGGCAUUUUAGAAUAAUCAUCUAGUUGCUUUUUCUAUUUGAUAUUUGCUAUGACACAAUCAAGGAUUUGAUCAGCUUAAUUGCUCAAAACGACUAUAUUCAAGAAUGGUCUUUUGGGGGGGGGGUAUUGCUUAUCAGGUAGAAUUUCAAUCAGUGUUUGCUUGUUUGUUUCCUACUGCACUGGAGGGUGUGGAAGAUGCUGGUUCAUUGCUGUAUAUACUUGGAAGCUCACCUAGUUUCUGACUUGCCACACCACAGGUGAUACGCAGCUCAGAUUCAACAUCCUACUUCCCUUUCUUGUACAUACAGCCACACAUUCUUUUCAUAUUAAAACAACAUUUCAUCUUAGACUGCACCUUUGAUGGCUGGAGUUAUUUACAAGAAUCAUCAUUUAUUCUUUUUACUGUAUGCAGCAUGAGCAAAGCUACAAGUAUGUCACCGGUGCAAUACCACAUCUCAUCUUACUGCUGGCAAGAUCUGCUUACAAUCUUGCAUUUAAAAAAAAAAAAAAAAAAAUACAUAA
Messenger RNA from Acipenser ruthenus (sterlet), 3995 nucleotides. RefSeq names its product ubiquitin-conjugating enzyme E2 K-like. Bases 485 to 1087 code for a protein of 200 amino acids. Lineage: Eukaryota; Metazoa; Chordata; Actinopteri; Acipenseriformes; Acipenseridae. Gene Ontology annotation, cellular component: nucleus. Gene Ontology annotation, molecular function: ubiquitin conjugating enzyme activity; protein binding. The record is from RefSeq and is a predicted model, not a curated record. The transcript is spliced from 7 exons. Gene Ontology annotation, biological process: proteasome-mediated ubiquitin-dependent protein catabolic process; protein polyubiquitination.